AGACAAUAGAAUACAAACUAAAAAGUCUUUACUUUUGAAAAAUAAAAUACCAACAAAUACUCUACUUAGAUAUACUCAACAUUCUUAAGCAUUGUUAAAAUAACUUCAUGUACAUUUUCAAGAAAGUUAUUAAGUAGCAGGGCUGGAGAAGCGACCGCUCGUUCAGAAUGUUAUUCAAUUUGCUCUUGUUUCUCUUUGUUGGGACGGUUCUUGGCUAUGUGGAUAAACAAAGUCCACCUCAAUGGAGUAAUGUUUACACUGUAAAAGGCCUUCUAGUGAUUCCUUAUGCUGAAUUACAUGAACCAUUUUAUUCUUGGUACGAUGGUAAAAAUGGCAAAUCACGAAUCGACUACUACGGCGCUAUGGUUAAGACGUAUCAAUUGUCGUCCUCAGUCUACCCCAAAUAUGGUACAUCGAUAAAGGUGGCUCCUGUAACAACAGAGAAAGAGUUGAACAAAGACACGUGUCUUCAGGUAAAUGGUACAGAAGACCAGAAUAUCAGCAUCCAGUCAGUAUUGCCUGAUAUGACUGAUUUUAAGUUUGUUGGUACAGAAACAAUGCAAGACGCGGAUACAUCAAAAUGGCGUAUGGUACAAACUAUAGGUGAUAAAGUGAACAAAUAUACGAUGUGGGUUAAAUACAAGAAGAGUCUACGAGGUGAUCCAGUCCCCAUUCCAGUUAGGUACGAAAUGAAAGGCUUCAACUCUCUGUUAGGGUCCCACUACGACCAUUAUUAUUUAGAUUAUAAAGACUAUAAUGUUGAGGAUAUUGACCCCUCCGUCUUUGAUGUUGAUCAUAAUAUGCAAUGUACUUCGUUCCCUGGUCCCGGGUCGCGUCACUUCGCUACAUUCAACCCGAUGAAGGAGUUUGUACAUCCCGUGCAUGACGCACACGUUGACAACGAGUUUGACAGGUUCAAAGCGAAACACAACAAGAAGUACGCCAGUGAGAUAGAGCACGCGAAACGACUUAAUAUAUUCAGACAAAAUCUCAGAUAUAUACAUUCAAACAAUCGCGCACGUCGUGGUUUUACAUUAGCUGUGAACCACCUCGCUGACUGGGCGGAGGAUGAGCUGGCUGCAUUAAGAGGCAGGAGAUACAGUGGACCUAGCCCACUGGGUCUUCAGUUUCCAUACGGCGAAGCUGAACUGGAGGAGAUGAGUGUGAAGUUACCUCCAGAGUUCGAUUGGAGGUUGUUCGGAGCUGUUACCCCGGUUAAAGAUCAGUCCGUGUGCGGGUCUUGUUGGUCGUUCGGUACUGUGGGCGCGGUGGAGGGAGCUCUGUUCCUGCACAAUGGUGGACAUCUCGUGCGACUCUCGCAGCAGACUCUCAUCGACUGCUCGUGGGGUUUCGGCAACAACGGCUGUGAUGGAGGUGAAGACUUCCGCGCCUACCAGUGGAUCAUGAAACACGGUCUGCCCACUGAGGAGGACUACGGAGAUUACUUAGGACAGGAUGGUUACUGUCACGUGGAUAAUGUAACCUUAGUGACAUCAAUUAAAGGCUGGGUCAAUGUAACAACAAACAAUGAAAACGCAUUACGUUUGGCGAUAUUCAAGCACGGCCCAAUAUCGGUGGCAAUCGACGCGUCCCACAAGAGUUUCUCAUUCUACUCUCACGGUGUCUAUUAUGAACCUAAAUGUAAAAAUAAAAUUGACGAAUUAGACCACGCGGUCCUGGCGGUGGGUUACGGCGUGUUGAAUGGUCAGAAGUACUGGCUGGUCAAGAAUUCCUGGUCCAAUUUGUGGGGCAACGAUGGCUACGUGUUGAUGUCGUCGAGAGAUAAUAACUGUGGUGUGGAAAGCGCACCAACUUAUGUACUCAUUUAACAUUAAAUCACCUCUAUUUUAUUGUAAUAAGACUUAGAUUGCAAUUAUAUUAUUAGAUGUUAAAUGAAUCUCAUAUUCUUGAA
Molecule: messenger RNA, 1912 nt
Organism: Papilio xuthus (Asian swallowtail)
Lineage: Eukaryota; Metazoa; Arthropoda; Insecta; Lepidoptera; Papilionidae
Gene: 26-29-p
Product: C1 family peptidase 26-29-p
Exons: 16
Coding region: 168-1829 (553 amino acids)
Biological process (GO): proteolysis
Molecular function (GO): cysteine-type peptidase activity
Source: RefSeq, a predicted model, not a curated record